Molecule: messenger RNA, 1173 nt
Organism: Cotesia congregata
Lineage: Eukaryota; Metazoa; Arthropoda; Insecta; Hymenoptera; Braconidae
Source: the annotation of a GenBank genome assembly
AUGGACAAGUCAAAUACCGAAAGUUCAAGUGUUGCUGUAAGAGAUAGGAUUGGAGUCGACCGCUUUGAAGUAUUGUUGGAUGAUAAACAAAAUAUUUAUUACUGUGGAAAAAUAGUUACUGGAAAGGUUUAUAUUGUUUUAAAUUCGACCACUGAGAUUACAAGUAUAAAAGUUAUAUGUAAAGGAGAAGGACACGUCAAGUUUACAAACCGCUCAGCUGGAUUUAAAAGGAAAUUUUCAUCUCAAGAAGUUUAUUUGCAUGAAGAAAUUGAAUUACUUGAUACAGAAGCCAAAAUACAAAGUGAUGAUUUUUCAUUUAAUAUACAACUGCCAGAUAAAUUACCAUCAAGUUUCGAGGGCCGGUACGGACGCGUACGUUACUCAAUAUGCGCCAGUUUGAAUACAACAAACGAAAAUAUAAAACUAUAUUCCGAUACACUGUCAUUUACAGUAGCACCUAUUUUUGAUUUGAAUAAUCAUCCCUUGGCACCGUUACCCAUAAGCGAAAAUAUCGCUAAAACUUUUAUGGGACACGCUGAGCCAUUGACUGUGUCAAUAUUCCUUCCGGUACGUGGAUACGUACCAGGUCAAACAAUUCCAUUAAAAGUUAAUUUUGAAAAUUCUUCAAAUAUUGACGUUAAAAAGUUACGCGUUGUUUUAAAAAAGGUUGUUUUGUACCGGUCAAUGGAGAGUGUGCGCAAGCACAAAGAAAUAGUCGUCGAAAUUGAACAGCCAAUUGAUAAAAACAAUUGCGUUUACAAUGAAGAGUUUGAUUUACCGGCAAUUCCGCCUUCCGGAACCGUUUGUAACCUCAUCGACGUCGAGUACAAGCUCAAAGUUGAAGCUUUUGCGGAUAUUAAUGAGUGGUACUACAAAAUGUUUUACAAGAAUUUGAAAAUUAGGAUGGACAUUAUAAUUGGAACCGUUCCGCUCAAAAAUUAUGAGGAACCCGUUGAUUCGAACGAGGAUUUGAAGAAUGUUGAAAAGGUUACUUCAGAUGAUCAGGUUGAUGAAAAUCAGUUGGCUCCUUGUCGACUUAAAUAUCAAAGAAGCCGUAUAUACCGAUCAUCAAAACCCGAUCAGGAUGAAACAGAUGAUGAAAAAGACAAAGAAACUCAAGAGUUUUCUCCAAUGUACCGCGUUUAUGAGUUCAAAAAUAAUUUGAACGUUUAA